Delphinapterus leucas (beluga whale) is the source of this 2472-nucleotide messenger RNA. RefSeq names its product anaphase promoting complex subunit 7 (gene ANAPC7). Lineage: Eukaryota; Metazoa; Chordata; Mammalia; Artiodactyla; Monodontidae. Gene Ontology annotation, cellular component: anaphase-promoting complex. Gene Ontology annotation, biological process: protein ubiquitination; positive regulation of mitotic metaphase/anaphase transition; cell division. The record is from RefSeq and is a predicted model, not a curated record. Gene Ontology annotation, molecular function: protein binding.
CCGCGUGUAGACCCGAUGGACCCUGGCGAGGCGGCCAUCUUGGAGUCUUCCCAAAGGAGCUUCAACCUUCUCUUCACGGUGGUGCCGGCGGCCUUGCUGGGCAGAAUGAAUGUGAUAGACCACUUGCGAGACAUGGCGGCAGCGGGGCUGCACUCCAACGUGCGGCUCCUCAGCAGCUUGUUACUUACAAUGAGUAAUAACAACCCUGAGUUAUUCUCCCCAUCUCAGAAGUACCAGCUUUUGGUGUAUCAUGCAGAUUCUCUCUUUCACGAUAAGGAAUAUCGGAAUGCUGUGAGUAAGUAUACUAUGGCUUUACAGCAGAAGAAAGCCUUAAGUAAAACUUCAAAAGUGAGACCUUCAACUGGAAAUUCUGCAUCCACUCCACAAAGUCAGUGUCUUCCAUCUGAAAUUGAAGUAAAGUACAAAAUGGCUGAAUGUUAUACAAUGCUAAAACAAGAUAAAGAUGCCAUUGCUAUUCUUGAUGGGAUCCCUUCAAGACAAAGAACUCCCAAAAUAAACAUGAUGCUGGCAAACCUGUACAAGAAGGCUGGUCAGGAGCGACCUUCAGUCACCAGCUAUAAGGAAGUGCUGAGGCAGUGCCCAUUAGCCCUUGAUGCCAUUCUAGGUUUGCUGUCCCUUUCUGUAAAAGGUGCAGAGGUGGCAUCAAUGACGAUGAACGUGAUCCAGACCUUGCCUAACUUAGAUUGGCUUUCUGUGUGGAUCAAAGCGUAUGCUUUUGUGCACGUUGGUGACAACUCGAGAGCAAUCAAUACCAUCUGUUCACUAGAGAAAAAGUCCUUAUUGAGAGAUAACGUGGACCUACUGGGAAGCUUAGCAGAUCUGUACUUCAGAGCUGGAGACAAUAAAAACUCUGUCCUCAAGUUUGAACAGGCACAGAUGUUGGAUCCUUAUCUGAUAAAAGGAAUGGAUGUAUAUGGCUACCUCCUGGCACGAGAAGGGCGGCUGGAGGAUGUGGAGAACCUUGGCUGCCGCCUUUUCAAUAUUUCUGAUCAACAUGCGGAACCCUGGGUGGUCUCUGGGUGUCAUAGCUUCUAUAGCAAACGCUACUCCCGAGCCCUCUAUUUAGGAGCCAAGGCCAUUCAGCUGAACAGUAAUAGUGUUCAAGCUUUGCUACUUAAGGGAGCAGCACUUAGAAACAUGGGCAGAGUCCAAGAAGCAAUAAUCCACUUUCGGGAGGCUAUACGUCUUGCACCUUGUCGCUUAGAUUGUUAUGAAGGUCUCAUCGAAUGUUACUUAGCCUCCAACAGUAUUCGUGAAGCAAUGGUAAUGGCUAACAAUGUUUACAAAACUCUAGGAGCAAAUGCACAGACCCUUACCCUUUUAGCCACCGUUUGUCUGGAAGACCCAGUGACACAGGAGAAAGCCAAAACUUUAUUAGAUAAAGCCCUGACUCAAAGGCCGGACUACAUUAAGGCUGUGGUGAAAAAAGCGGAACUGCUUAGCAGAGAACAGAAAUAUGAAGAUGGAAUUGCUUUGCUGCGGAACGCACUAGCUAAUCAGAGUGACUGUGUCCUGCAUCGGAUCCUAGGAGAUUUCCUUGUAGCUGUCAAUGAGUAUCAGGAAGCAAUGGACCAGUAUAGUAUAGCACUAAGUUUGGACCCCAAUGACCAGAAGUCUCUAGAGGGGAUGCAGAAGAUGGAGAAGGAGGAGAGUCCCACGGAUGCCACUCAGGAGGAGGAUGUGGACGACAUGGAAGGGAGUGGGGAAGAAGGGGACCUGGAGGGCAGCGACAGUGAGGCGGCCCAGUGGGCUGACCAGGAGCAGUGGUUCGGCAUGCAGUGAGGCAGGCACAGCUCCGUGGCCACACUGGCCUGCCCCGCUCUGAGCACUUCCAUGGACUGAAGGAACCUGUAGGAGCCCGCUCUCUGGGAGGACAAUGAUUCAGCAUGUGAUUGCAGCAGGGGUCUCUGCCCCUUGCUCCGUAUUUCUAGUAGUGACUUCAUUUUUAAAAACUGAGCCUGACCAACCUUCCAUAUAUCUCCAUCCUCCUCUGCUCCAGUCAGGGAGGACCAAGUGAGCACUCAGAGGCCCGUGGACGUGUCGGGGCUUCUGGGACAGAGUGCUUUUUAUAGAACUAACUUCUAAAUCUGAAAGCUCGAGGAAUAGAAAGUGUUUUGUCUGUGAUGUUGUGGAUGGGUUUAAAGGAGCGACCUGUUCCCCAGAGCAAGAGUGUCAUCUCCCAGCAGCAGCAUGGACUGGCCCUUUCAGAGAGGGUUUCCUGUCCCAGAAAUCAUUAUCCUGGGUUGUCCAAACUUCCCUAGUAACCUUGCUUCUUUCUGCAAUGUUAGUAAUGCCUUAAGCUGACAGUUGCUGUUUUGCAGAACAGUUUUCCUAUUUGCUAAUCUGGUAACUUGCCUAUGAGCCUGGGCCGAAUCUGAGAAACAAGUGUGACCUAGAGCAUGAACAGAGGCACAGUUGGGGUAAUUAAUAAAACUGUUUUUUGUACAGUAA